AUGGUUUAUGAUGAUAGAUUGCUAAUUGUUUAUCUUUCACAGGUUUACAAAGAAACCCAGGAAGAGAUUUGGUUAGAAUAUGCUGUUAGUUGCUUUCUUCAGGGAAUCAAAUAUGGUGUUUCUAACUCCAGAAGCCAUUUAGCUCAUGUCCUAUACCUUCUCAGCUUUGAUACUUCCAAUGAACCUGUGGGAAGAGCAUUUGAUAAGUACUUGGACCAGAUCCCACAUUGGGUUUGGCUUUCUUGGGUCCCACAGCUAUUACUUUCCUUGCAGAGGACAGAAGCGCCUCAUUGCAAACUUGUGCUAUUAAAAAUUGCAACUGUGUAUCCACAGGCACUUUAUUACUGGUUGCGCACAUAUUUGCUUGAGCGCCGUGAUAUUGCCAAUAAAUCUGAACUAGGAAGAUUGCGAAUGCAGCAAAGCAUCUCUGGGGCUGGUACAACUUCUUUAGGCUUGUCUGAUGGAUCUGCAAGAGUACAGACUCAUGCUGGUGUUUCUCUGACAACAGACAAUCAGGUUCAUCAAGGCCCUCAGUCUGCAACUGUUGGCGGGUCACAUGACGGUGGGAACUCUCAUGGACAAGAACAUGAAAGGAGCACAGGUGUAGAGGGAAAUGCGCAUGGUGGGCAUGACCAACCUUCACAGCAAAGUUCUUCAACCAUUACUGAAGGUCAAGGCACAUUAAGGCGUAACGGUAUGCUUGGAUUAGUAGCUUCUGCUGCUAGUGCAUUUGAUGCUGCAAAAGAUAUAAUGGAGGCUCUUAGAAGCAAGCAUACUAAUUUGGCUAGUGAACUUGAGACUCUGCUUACAGAAAUUGGUUCAAGGUUUGUUACCCUUCCUGAGGAGAGACUUCUGGCUGUAGUAAAUGCGCUACUUCAUCGCUGUUACAAGUACCCAACUGCCACUACAGCAGAGGUUCCACAAUCCCUGAAAAAGGAGCUGUCCGGUGUUUGCAAGGCUUGCUUUUCGGCCGAUGCUGUGAACAAACAUGUUGAAUUUGUGAGAGAAUAUAAGCAAGACUUCGAACGUGAUCUUGAUCCAGAAAGCACGGCUACUUUUCCGGCCACCCUUUCUGAACUGACUGAGCGAUUGAAGCACUGGAAAAAUGUUCUUCAAAGCAAUGUUGAGGACAGAUUUCCAGCUGUCUUGAAGCUGGAAGAGGAAAGCAGGGUGUUGCGUGAUUUUCAUGUUGUUGAUGUUGAAGUUCCGGGGCAGUAUUUUACUGAUCAGGAAGUUGCACCUGAUCAUACGGUGAAGUUAGACAGAGUUGGAGCCGACAUUCCAAUCGUGAGACGGCAUGGAAGCAGUUUCCGCCGACUGACACUCAUUGGAUCUGAUGGUUCUGAACGCCAUUUUAUUGUUCAGACAUCUUUGACCCCUAAUGCUAGAAGUGAUGAACGCAUAUUGCAGCUGUUCCGUGUGAUGAACCGGAUGUUUGACAAGCACAAGGAAUCAAGGCGCCGCCACAUAUGCAUCCACACCCCAACAAUAAUCCCUGUUUGGUCCCAGGUUCGGAUGGUAGAAGAUGACUUGAUGUAUAGUACAUUUCUUGAGGUCUAUGAGAACAAUUGUGCACGUAACAAUCGAGAAGCAGAUCUCCCAAUUACCCAUUUCAAAGAGCAAUUAAACCAAGCUAUCUCCGGCCAGAUUUCCCCCGAAGCUGUUGUGGAUCUCCGCCUCCAAGCAUAUAAUGAGAUAACAAAGACUCUCGUUACAGAUGGCAUAUUCUCUCAGUACAUGUACAAGACUCUUCCUAGUGGUAACCAUCUGUGGGCUUUCAAAAAGCAGUUUGCCAUCCAGCUGGCACUUUCUAGUUUCAUGUCAUUCAUGCUACAAAUUGGGGGAAGGACCCCCAACAAGAUUCUAUUCGCAAAAAACACUGGCAAAAUAUUUCAGACUGACUUCCACCCAGCUUAUGAUGCAAAUGGGAUGAUCGAGUUUAAUGAAGCAGUUCCUUUCCGACUGACAAGGAACAUGCAGGCGUUCUUCUCCCAUUUCGGAGUGGAGGGGCUGAUUGUUUCUGCCAUGUGUGCUGCCUCACAAGCUGUGGUUUCACCUAAACAAAUUCAGCAUAUAUGGCAUCAUUUAGCCAUGUUUUUCCGUGAUGAGCUGCUGUCUUGGUCAUGGAGAAGGCCAAUGCAUAUGCCUUCAGCUCCUGCUCCUGCAGGAGGCUGCUUAAGCCCCAUGGACUUAAAGCUCAAGGUCACUACAAAUGUGGACAACGUCAUUGGACGGAUCAAAGGUGUAGCCCCACAGAACUACUCUGAGGAGGAGGAUAAUGCUAUGGACCCUCCGCAGUCGGUGCAGAGGGGUGUAACUGAGCUGGUUGAAGCUGCCCUGAUGCCCAGGAAUUUGUGCAUGAUGGAUCCAACAUGGCACCCUUGGUUCUAGUUGUGGUUGAUUUCUCUCUCUCUCUCUCUCUCUCUCUCUCUCUCUCUCGUAGAAUAUUUUCAUUUCCCUUGUAUAUCCCCUCCCCUCUCAAAAGAAAAAAACCAGUACAACGUAGUCUCCUUUGUAGUUAUGUAUAUAUUGGUACUGGUCCAUUAGGUUAAUCUAGUGCUGGGGAUUGUACAAUCUGUCCAUGUGUUUCUAAUGCUGUGAAUGGUACAAUAUGUCCUAGCCCUUUUGGGAAUUGGUUGACCUUGUAAUUAUCCACCCAUUAAAUGUGCAGGAAAAGCAUUUCCAAAA
Molecule: messenger RNA, 2688 nt
Organism: Macadamia integrifolia
Lineage: Eukaryota; Viridiplantae; Streptophyta; Magnoliopsida; Proteales; Proteaceae
Product: transformation/transcription domain-associated protein-like
Exons: 8
Coding region: 1-2391 (796 amino acids)
Biological process (GO): DNA repair; regulation of DNA-templated transcription
Cellular component (GO): NuA4 histone acetyltransferase complex; SAGA complex; nucleus
Molecular function (GO): transcription coregulator activity; protein binding
Source: RefSeq, a predicted model, not a curated record